AUGACAGGAACAGCUACUGACGUGUGCGAGGCUGAACUCGACGCCUUGUUUCAGCAUGUCAACUCUGCAUACUGGAAGAUGCCGUCAGUUGUGACUUGGAGCAGCAGGAGAACAGACAGGACGAAGAGACUGCGAGAGGCUUGGUGGGACGAGCUUCAGUUCCAUGAGGGUUGGGCGGUCACACAAGGCCGUUGCGUUGCUCUGCCGCAAGAAUGGAGCAUUCAGUUCAAACUCCAAGUCCCCAGCUUGAAUGGUGACAUCUGUCAAAUCGUCAGGUACCGACCAUCUGCUGUAGAAACAUCAAAACUUGAACGAGGCAACAAGGUGUUUGUGCUUGAGCCAUCAACAUCGCUCAAAGAAAGUUCGAGUGACGACGUUCUGUGCAAGGAAGACAGGGACAAGAAGCGAGAAGGAGUGCUGGUUGACACAUGCGGCGAGUUCAGUCUAGUAAAGAUCGACGAGCAGAGACAGACAUGGUACAGGACUACUUGUUUGCGUCAAACUAUGAGGACAGUCAGGGGACUGGUAACUGACCACGUGCCGAUCGAAGUGACAAGUACUAAACAAUUUGUCAAGCCUUCACAAGCACAUUUCUCUGAUUCUUCUCAUGACGUCGGACAGAAACUCUCUGAGAAUUCAAAGCUGGUAGAGGUGGAAUGGUCAUCAAACAUCAGAGGUUAUCACAGGAAAGAAGAUCUGGAGGCAGUAGAGGACGUGGAGCAGGAGAUCGACUCAUUGAUAUGUAUCCAUCACGGUUUCUUGGGGUGUCGAUUCAAAGGAAGGUUUUAUCCGGCAGUUCCAGGAGUGAACUUGAACGAUCUUGCUAGGGGGAACUAUGACAUUCACGUUCGCAAGAUGCAAGGCAUGCUUCAGUUCAUCGUUGAUGACGUCAUAGUCGGUAUCUCCUUCUACCCAGGCCCUUGCGCUAUCAGCUCAUUCGGAAACGUGUAUCGACUGCCAUGCUUGCAUUGCACACAAACACACAUACAAGACGUGUGCGCUUUAUGUGAAUGCUGUAGCAGGGUGGGGGGAAGGAGAUGCGGCAACGCAGCUGCUCGUGACUCCAGCUGGAGUUUCUGUCAUGUUCGUCUUGCCAGGCAGGCCUGCAGGUUGAAGGACAUCAGGGGAGCAGAGAAGCAGCUGGGCCCUCUAGAGCUAGCACAUGCCAUCUAUCAAACGAUAAGCCAAGCUCACCCUAUCGCCUUAAGUGACUUACAAGCUGAGUUGCUCGAGGACAGCAGGGCUUUUGCUGGAUGCCUGCUUCAGCUACUGAAGCAUCAGCCGCACGUGCUCGAGAUUUUGAUGGAAACAGCUCCAGAGCUUUUGCAGGGGAUGGACGUAAGCAAAGAGAUGAACUUCUACGGUGUCAAGGGGAGCAUUGGAGCUCAUUUCCUGCUGGUAUCUCUGCAGUGCCGUCAGAAAAGUUUUGACACGUUGUCACGUUGUUUGGUGUGUCGGGUCGAUUGGAGCGAACAGGUCAAGAGCUGUCAGAGAUCAGAGGAACUUGCGACGAUGAUGAUCCGCAAUGUGUUGAAGUCGACGCCACUACUGAACGGAGAGCAAGGGGACGUGACGUCUGAGUUCGAGUCAAUGGUGGAAGAAACGAUCCCAUCCAGCUGGAGGGAGGGAGUCGAGUACUCCUUCGACGCUCUAGCGAUAUUCUCUCAUGGCGAGCUCUGCCUUGUAAGACGUUCCGACGGUUCGAUUCGAUUCGCAAGGGUGAGCAACGUGAGAAGUUCGAUGUUGAAGGAUUCUUCCUCUGCCAACUCCAUCAGGUACGACUUGGACGUCAGCAAGGACGGGAAAGUCUCCAGAGACAACCAGAAACCGGGGGAACACAUGGCAAAGAUCCUGGCAAACCGUUCAAAGAAUCACGUCACAGUGAGUGAUGUAAUAGCGCUGCUGCAAUCAAACUCAGUCAAGAUGUCUUGUGAUGAUUCUUUCACCCUCGUUGAACUGCUGAUGGAAGUUGAAGUUGCUGCCAGUGAUGCAGUCAUACCGAUGCUCGAGCUGCUGCACGAUAUCAAGCUGAGCUCACCUCUGCUUACAUGGAUCGUGUGUAGACUACUGGAGGAGGAAGAGACAAGCGCCAAAUUCGGGUCUCUGAAUCGCAUGCUUUGCUCUAUCACAAAGUUGCGAUUCUCCACUAGAAGGGAAGAGAUCGUACAGCAAAUCUUAUCCGAGGGAUUUCUCAAGAGGUUCACUAUCAACAUGGCUGACGCUUAUCCUAAGCAGAAGGAAUCUUUCUACAAGGAGAGCUGUGGUGAAGUCUUGACGCACAAGCUCAUUCAGUCCUGCAGGUCAUACUUGUAUGACGGUUCUUCUCUUCUCCUUCCCCAGGGUGUUCAGUGGAUGAUGUUCCGCUGCAACCUGACCCUGUCAAGCAGAGUCAGUCACGUGCUAGUCAAAAUCCUCCGCCCUUCUCCUGACUCCUCCCGUCUCAAACGAAAGUCCUCCCCGUGGUUUCACCUCGCUUGGACCCCUCCCCGCUUCCUCCCCGCCCUCUCUCCUCGCCGAUGCAGACGCCGCAUGUACGAGCACGGCUUCGCCUACUGCCCCAGCAAGGGCGUCAAGUACAGCAGCGGCGGCAAGACCCCCUACGCGCAGAGGAGGCUCAAGCCCGGGGACGUGAUCGCAUGCUCGCUGGACUGCGAGAGGCGAGAGAUCCGCUACUUGGUCAACGGGGAGGACCUGGGGGUAGCGUUCGGGGAGGAGGAGGUGACGGAGGAGGCGGUGGGGGAGGGGCUGAGGUUUACGGUGACGCUGGGGCCGGGGCAGGGGGUUGAGUUCGUGAGUACGGAGGAGGAGGAGGAGGACAAGAAGAGCAAAGGUGAAAGCUUGUUGGAGGUUUUUCAGUACGAGAGAUCGAUGAAGUCUUGGAUACGAGUACCUCGUUCCUCUCAGCUCCUGCAGUCGUUGAUCUUUGCUGCCCCUCAGCUGGACUUGUGCUCGCCUUGUGUAAUACAUCAGCCUGUGGAGGACAUGCUUUCCUUUUUGUCCCUCGAAGGCCUGCAGCUUCAUCUGCGAGCUAGCGGGAGAAGACUUGAGUGCCGGAUAGAAGGCAAGACGGCAGUGGUUGUCAACGUCAUACGACUUAAGGAACUUGCAACGUACGAUGAGAUUGAGCUCAACAACAGGUUCCGCUUCAAAGUGAUGAAGGUCAAACAUGAGAUGAAAGUCAUCCUGAAAGAUUUCUGCCAGGCUCUAGAUGUACCUUUGACACUUGACUGCCAGAGCUCCCAGCUAGACCGAUGGAAAGCACUAGAGGUGUUGAAGUGCUUGAAUGAGAUUGAGUUUCUGUUUCAAGAUCAAAUCUUUCAUCUCGUUGACGUUAUCGUCUUUCUCUUGCUACAGCAGCAGCUCACGCUGACACAGAUGGAGCAGAUAGUGACUGAGAUGUACGAGAGCUACAAGGACAGUCAAGGUUUCAUUCCAUGUAAAGUUGUGUGCGACCUGAUCAAGACGCAAGGCAAGAACAAGUUCACAGCCGACAAGCUGCUCGUUGAAAUGCUUUCUUUAUCUUAUGGCUCAGAUAUCAGAUUAGAGAUGUCCAAGUGGAAGACGUUGAGAGAAGAAAUGAUUCAAGCUUUUGAUGUUGACAUAUCAAAUCCGACACAAAUACUUCAAAGGAUGCUGCAACCCAAUCUCGACCUGACGAGUACCUGUUUGCUGAAAUGCGAUCGAGACAUGUUUGACAGCAUUGGAAUGAAGCUUCUUCAUCAUCUCGCUACCCCAAACAUCAUCUACAGCUUCGAUGGCGACAGGCUGUGGCAUUCUGUUUCAAACGCAUAUCCCUGCGUUACAUAUCGGGCAGGAAAGCACAGGAAGAGAGGGUUUGCCUUGUAUGCUGUCAAGGUGCUCCGAGAGACAUCUGACGUCGGCAGUCGAUACGAUCCCUGGCUCCACCUCGCCUGGACGACACCAGCAUAUCACCCCAACACUCACCUGAGAUGCAGACGCCGCAUGUACGAGCACGGCUUCGCCUACUGCCCCAGCAAGGGCGUCAAGUACAGCAGCGGCGGCAAGACCCCCUACGCGCAGAGGAGGCUCAAGCCCGGGGACGUGAUCGCAUGCUCGCUGGACUGCGAGAGGCGAGAGAUCCGCUACUUGGUCAACGGGGAGGACCUGGGGGUAGCGUUCGGGGAGGAGGAGGUGACGGAGGAGGCGGUGGGGGAGGGGCUGAGGUUUACGGUGACGCUGGGGCCGGGACAGGGGAUCGAGUUUGUAGGAGGAAAGGAAGAAGGGAGAGAGGAGGAGGCGAGUGAGGGAGAGAUCUUUCAUCGCGAUACCAACGAGUGGAGGAGAGUCAUCAGCAAGGUAGACGACCUUAAGUUGCUCCGAGUCGCUCGGUCAGUCCUGCGAUCUUUACAAGGGUCCUUGGACGUCGUAGUCUUGCAGGAUGAUUUCCGAGCUGGAGACUUGGUGGCAGUGAGAAACGAGAUUCUGGAUCCCCGAUACGGGAUGAGACUGCAGACAAGUUUGACAUCAACGAUAGGGAGAGUGAAGUCAGUUAUGGGAGAUGAACGAGAACAGAUGAAAGGUACUAGUGACGUUCAAGUCUCAAUCCUUGGCAGAGACUUCAAGUUUAUCGCUCGUGAGUUGUACAGAGUGGAUGCUGAUGCUCGUCGAACAAGAGUGGAGAAAAGACAGAUGCUAAUUCAAAUGAUAAACAGAAGAAUCUUUGAGAGGAGAGGCGACUUGACGUUCAUUGCACGUGUUGUCGAAGCUUUCUCUGACGUCGUCAGAGACAAACCUGAGAUGUCUUCGAUCAUAGAGGCAUGUUCGUGCGCUCUUGGGCAAUCGGUGAGCAAUCUUGAUCAGUUGAAUGUGCUUGCUCGCUUUCCAAUGGAGUGGAAAUACCUUUCGUUAUUACAGACGCUCAAGGUUGUAAUGCGAACCGCAUGGGCUGAGGGUCAACUAGAAAACUUGAAGAAGGCUCAUCUCAAUCUCAGAUGUAUUUUAGAGGACGCAAAGAUUUCUCAGCUCAACAAUGUAUCGCACAUGAUUGAAACAUGCUUGCUGCCUUGCUUGGAUUUACUUCCUUGCUGCCUAACAUCGAUGGGAUCAAAGUUCAGCAUCCAUACUGAAGUAAUGCUCGAGCUUGUAAGAAUUGUGAACGAAUUGAUCCAGAAACAUAAUCCGCAACAUAAUGUUGCGAUGUCAAUGGGAAACUUAAGUUCUCUUGUUAAAAUUCAUCACCGAUAUCAAGAAUUUGAUAGCAACAAAAAAAUGAUAAUUGAACAAACUUGGGCAGACAUCUUGCACAGUGCUGACUUGAUAGUAAAACUCAGUGGUCCUGAGAUAUAUCAAGGUACGCGGACACAUGUGUCAGAGGAUCUCUACAAAGUUGCGCUACAGAUUGAAGACAUGGCAGUUAGAUCGAUGAUUCUUCUUAUGCUCUACAAACAUUGCUCUAACUUGAAGAGCAAGAUUGUUGCUGAAGCAUUCUUCACGAGUCAAUCAAGCUUGACUGAUAACAGUGAGAGCAAACUACUUUUGCGACACUUGGCUGAGGACAGUACAAACUACCAGCAGGCAGACUUCUCCACGUUGACAGACGCAAUCAAGCUGGCGAUCAGAGCUGGGGUGGAGUUAAGUUCGCCAUGGCAGAUGUCAGGUGAUGGAGAGGAGGCAUCGACGGUAAGGCUGUCAAUCUUGAGACUCGUUCUUGAGCAACAAGUCCCCGUGCUGAAGCAAACAAACAAGUUGAGAAACAGAUCUCAAGACAACAACCUCAUCAUUCAGCCUGCUCCUGUGCUCUCCUCCGGUCGACAUACCUUCCUCCUCAAGCUCCUCUCCCCCCUGCCCGCCUCCUCCCCCUCCCGUCUCUCCCCGUGGCUUCACCUCGCCUGGACCCCUCCCCGCUUCCUCCCCGCCCUCUCUCCUCGCCGAUGCAGACGCCGCAUGUACGAGCACGGCUUCGCCUACUGCCCCAGCAAGGGCGUCAAGUACAGCAGCGGCGGCAAGACCCCCUACGCGCAGAGGAGGCUCAAGCCCGGGGACGUGAUCGCAUGCUCGCUGGACUGCGAGAGGCGAGAGAUCCGCUACUUGGUCAACGGGGAGGACCUGGGGGUAGCGUUCGGGGAGGAGGAGGUGACGGAGGAGGCGUUGGGGGAGGGGCUGAGGUUUACGGUGACGCUGGGGCCGGGGCAGGGGGUCGAGCUUGUGAAGGUGACCAGAUUUGCAGGCUCGGAGGAGGAGGAGGAGGAGAAGAGGGUUGAGGACCUUUCGUGGGAAUAUCUUGAAAUUCGAUACAAGAAGGGCAAAAGGAAGUUUGACAGACGCGAAGAGACUAAGUGA
Guillardia theta CCMP2712 is the source of this 6300-nucleotide messenger RNA. RefSeq lists its product as hypothetical. Lineage: Eukaryota; Cryptophyceae; Pyrenomonadales; Geminigeraceae. The transcript is spliced from 2 exons. The record is from RefSeq and is a predicted model, not a curated record. Bases 1 to 6300 code for a protein of 2099 amino acids. Gene Ontology annotation, molecular function: protein binding.